Messenger RNA from Schistosoma haematobium, 8171 nucleotides. RefSeq names its product ER membrane protein complex subunit 4. The record is from RefSeq and is a predicted model, not a curated record. Gene Ontology annotation, biological process: protein folding in endoplasmic reticulum. The coding region runs from base 309 to 857 and encodes 182 amino acids. NCBI's taxonomy places the organism in Eukaryota, Metazoa, Platyhelminthes, Trematoda, Strigeidida, Schistosomatidae. The transcript has 5 exons. Gene Ontology annotation, cellular component: EMC complex.
GGUUUCUUUAAUUUCGUCCCAAUGAUAUAUUAAAUAUCGGAUGUCGGUGUAAGCGUUAUAUUCAAAAAGUUCCGUUACAGGCGUUACGUACGCAUUGUGUAUCAACUCUCAUAUUUUACAUUUUCCGGGGUAAAGCUCAAACGAAUCAAUUUGGAGUCCAUAAAAAGUCUUUUACCUAAACUACUGAACUCCAUCAAUACAUAAAUAAUAAAAAAGAAUUCAGUUGUGCCUGAAGGUCGUUUACAACCGUAAUAAAUUUUCUGCAAAGAAUAUCAUCAACUAUCCGCCUGUUUAAACAAGUGUUGGCAAUGACACCGUGUAUUUCGUUUAAUGAAAGCAGCGUUUUCAGCUUUCUGUCUAAAAAAUGGGCUUUCGAUUUCAGCUCGAAAACACGUAUUACUGCUCCAAACCAAAUCAAUACUCCCGAACUGAAGCAUCCCCCAGGAUAUGUUGAUCGUUCUUUCCCAGCCACUGCCGUCCGUGACUCGGACCCACAUCUGAUGCGUCAGCGAAGUUGGAACAUUGCAUUGGGACCGUUCCGGCAAGUUCCAAUGAAUCUGUUCAUCAUGUGGAUUUCAGGCAGUUCAAUAUCGAUAUUUCCCCUGAUGUCUGUAAUUAUGUUAUUUUUACGCCCAUUACAAGCUCUUUUGUCUGCACAAGCUACAUUUAACCUUAUCGAGGGAAGUCAAGCUACAAUACAAUGCUUUGUGUAUGUACUUGGCAACCUAGUUAUACUAGCACUAGCCAUGUACAAGUGCCACACUAUGGGUUUACUACCGACUUACGCAUCUGAUUGGCUUUCAUUUAUAGAACCACGUCAAGCAGCUGAGUGGUCGGUUGGAGGUUUUGUCGUUUGAAUAUAGGACGAAACACCGUAUAAAAUUUCUAACCGUAAUUCGAAAAAUAAAAUGUUCAGUUUAUAACGACUGUUUUUGUUUGACAAGAAUCAGAGGUUAAACGAAGCGUCUUUUAUGGAAUUGUAUUAAAUUAGACAUUAGAAUAGUAGAUGAAGCUUCAAUAAGUAUAUUAAAUGGUUAAUUUUUAAACUGACUCAUACAGAAGAUGUGUCGUUGAUUCAAAAUAUUACCACGUACAGAGUAAAUACAUCCGUAAUGUCCAUCAAAGUGAGGUCAUGAGUUGAGAAGCCCAAUCACGCAAAGCUUGAACGCCAUCAUUCGAAAAUGAUUGUAAGAGCUGACGAAUUGAAUCCUUGCAAAGGUUCAUGAAACCUUAAAACCAAAAAACGGUGAAAUAUGCACUUAAAAAACUAUUGUUGAGCCAGUUAUUUGUUUUGGAAAGAUGAAUAAAUAUAUUUCGGACUUUAAGAUACGGGUAAGAAAUUUGAUCUACCUAGUUAUGGUGUGUUUAAUGACAAAAAGUAUUAGUAUUCAUGUGAAAAAUACCCUCAUAACAAUUUUUCCACUCAAAUUCAUUACACAUAUAUGCACUACAAAUUUUAUGCCAAACCAAACAUGGUUGCAGCGUAAUGCAUCUGUUAUUAAAGCACAUUAUUUCAUGAAUACGUCAACGUUGUGGUAUGACCCCCAGACACAAGCUUUCUAUGCCAAGUGAUAACAAUGUAAACUAGUGGAUUUUUUUUAAGGAUGUGAGACUUGCAGUCUUUAGGUUCCACAUUUGAACCACGCUUUAUCUAUUUCGAGCAGAAGCAUUUGCCCUCGGACUUGUGACUAAUACUUAAAUACCCAAUGAAUGAAUUAGUUACUUAUUAAUAUUACUUCCAGAAAAUUACCAACCAUAACCUUAAAAUGUUUUAUUUGUCCUAAAAAGACAAUGGAAACCUAAUAGACCAUUUACUAUAAUAAUGUUAAAUCCAAAGUCUUGAAACAUGGUUUGAAUGCUCAUGAUCGAGAAACUCAGAAUAACCGUCAAAAAGAUUGCUUACUUGGAUGUCUUAGAAUUCCUGCGACUGUCCUCAGAGCAUGUUCUCUGAGUAACUGGGAUUUUUGGUUUUCGGCUGAUUUUUUUAGUUUGCCAAUGAACUCUUUUAAUCCUAACUCUGAGAAACACCUUGAUACUGAUUUGCCGGCACAAUCGACUAUAUGCGCACUUUGUUCUGGACUCAGCCUAUCAUUAAAUUAUAAAAUUCAUAAAAAGGAUAAUUGUUUAAUUGCAUUUUGAAAAAUAGAUUGUAAUAGUUUGGUAAACAAUAAAAAUGCUUACUUCGCAAGUAUUGUUAAUGCACUUGCCAAGCAAGAGAUUUGAACAUGUUUCCCAGUUUGGGUCAUAACAUUGUUCAAUAGGAUUAUUGUUUCAGCGAAACGAUGCACUGAAAUGAUAUACAAUUAAAAAGGAGAAAUUGAAUAAAUUGUUAUUUGAAAUAACAAGGAAAAUUGGAAUGCCUUAUCAUGUAGAAACACUUCAUGAUUUAAUGGAAGUUAUAGCUGAUGUGAGAAAAAACUAGCAAAUUUAAAAAGUGUAUGAAUAGUAUCAGAUAUUGGAUCGCCCCCAGAAUGAAAGUGUUAUGGUCUGCUAAUCCAUUUGGAUUUUACCGCGAGGGUUCGAAUCCCAUCCCCGUCGCCAGUUGUUAUAUCUACCGCAAACAACUUGAGCACUCGAACGCUUGAACCCUCCAACUCGCAAAUAAGGAGACUGGAGAAAGUGUUUGUUGGGCAAGAAUCAAAAUGUACAGAAAGUCAGAUAUUCAACCAAUAUCCGCAGAGGCAUGUUAUGCUAUUGACCAGUAGUAGCACGCCAUGUUGAUAUCCUAGAAACCCCCAUUGCGUUCUGAUUGAAUGAAACUCCUCGGCUCCGUCGUAGUUCUCGAGAGCCGUCCCAACAGAAAGAUCAUCAGAAGGAUUCGUUAAGACGUAAGAAUAUAAGAUUUUAAUGUUAAAAUGCUCAAGCUUAUUAUUAUUAUUAUUGUUAUUAUUAAUGGCUUUAUUCAAUAUUAUAUAUAUACUAUAAAAUAAAUUUAAAAUUUCUCAGAAAUUACAAAAUAUGACUGGGUAGAAUCACAUCUAAAAAUAAGAUCAACAACCCCUUGUUACAUGACGUAUAUUGAUCUCUUUGUGGUUAUACACAGUGAGAAGCUGAAUUUCGAAAUUUCAUAAAUAUACCCAGUAAAUUAUUCCUCUUUUGACGUCGUUUAGUAUUCAACAAAUUGACAAAAAAUCCCAAAUUACACGUGAUAAGAAUGUGUUGUUACUUUGAUCAUACAAAGGUAAGGAAAGAGGGGAAGUUUCUCAGUUUGGAUAAAUCAUUUCAUACUCGUUAUUAAGCGUGAGUUCCCGCUCAUCAAUUCAUUAGCAAAGUGGGUAUCUGACAAAACAGAACGUUUUGUUUCCACUAUAUACAUACUGAGUGACUUACAAUGUUCUUUCGUAGCGUUAAGCGGCCAUAUAAUCCCGACAGCUCUGACAGCCUGUUCGAGUUCGAACUCAUUGAGUUUGGUGUUAAGUUUCAAAUUCUUUAAAAAAAAAAGAAAGUUUUUCUGUUAAUUUCAAUAAUGAAGAUGCCCAACAAUGUUUGAUUAUUAGAGUAAAUAAAGACGAAAUAAAUGUACACUACGUACAGGUAUCGGGACAUCUAUCCAUAUGAGACUUCUAACAGAAAACUGGCAAAAUUGAUCUACAAUAUGUCUAUUUUUCGAUUGAUGAGAUAGUACAAAGUACCUAGGUCAUAGGCCUUUAAGAGAUGAAAACUGGAAAAUACUGAUUAUUAUAAUCACAAUACAAAGUUUAAUGAUUUUAUUUCAGUCCCCCUUGAAUGUCAAUGAGUAUUUGACGUACGCAGGUUGUGUAAGUUUAUGGAAUCUUGAGAAGAAAAAGUAUGACACUUAUUUUUAAAGUAUAUGUAGCAAUUACGAAGACAAUAAAACCGGAUAAACAGCACUCGUUAAGUAAUCUCACAAGGACGUUGAAACUUUAGAGGAAUACACCUCAACAGCGAUAAAUACAUGUGUGGCAAACUAAUCAGUGUAAAAUGGUUAAAUAUAAAGCUGAAAGCUAUUCAGAAAAGAUUAUGUUGAGAAUGAAUAGGUUUAAAAUCCGUAACCGACUUCUAAAUUUUUAUUUUGUGUAGCAUUUUUCCCACGUUUUAACCACUGUGGAAUAAUCAACACAAAUAACUUGGUGAGACGAUCGAUAAAUUCACUAUGCGAUUCCGUUGAAGAAUUUUCUUCGGGAUUGCCAUCAACAGUUGAGUAGGGAUGAUUAUCCGCGAUCGCAUCAAUACCACAUGCUUCAGCGAACGAUGCAAGUGUCAGGAAAGCUUCAGCCUGGUAACCACUUUUGAUACCUUCAGCUCGUCUUGAUUGAGUUUCGCGCAAAAGAGCGCACCACAUCUAAAAUUCAAAAAAUGGUAUACUUAAGAAAAUAGAUCGAGGAUGGUAAAAAGAAGGGUUCAAGACGAGUUGUAUAGACUGAAAACUCAAGUAUAUAGGAAACCGACCCAUACAGAUCAAAUUCUCAACUACAACAGCAACAACCCAAGAGCUCACAAAAUCAACUGCGUACACACAUUGUUCAAGAGGGCGAGGACACACUGCAGCACGAAAAAAUGAGAAAUACCUGAAGGACAUAUUUCAAAAGAAUGGCUACCCAAUCAGCUUCAUCAAAAAACACCAACCGCACGCAGCAUUAGAACCCGAGUCAAGCACAAGAAUCAACAAAAGGAUCACCCUACCGUACAUACAAGGAAUAUCAGAAACCACAACGAGACUGCUGAAAACCUUCGGGAUAGGUGUGGCACACAAACCGACAAAAUCACUACAAUCAAUCCUAUGCAAACCAAAGGAUGAAAUGACAAAGGAAAACAAAUCAAACAUCAUCUACAAAAUAAACUGUACCAACUGCGACAAACACUAUCGGACAAAGCGGACGCCCCCUCCACCUUCGCCUACAUGAACAUCGAUCAGCAGUCAAAGGCCAUGAUAUCUCUUCACUCAUAUCAAUACACGUGGAUAACUAUGGACACUCAUUCGAUUGGAAAAAUGUAGACAGAGGAAACUCCAAAAACACCAGAGAAUAUUUAGAAGCCUGGCACUCAGGUCAAUCAGCAAACAUAUUGAAAUCAACCCAAUUUAUCAACCAAUCAGGAAAAUCAUUCAUAAAUAUAGGAACAAAAAUCAAACCAAUCGGAGACACAACCAAAACAAAGAAGUGAACAAUGAUAAGUUUAAGGUCAAUAAGAACCAAUCAACAUUGAGGUGGACAGAACAAGCUGUGAAACACAUGGAGAAAUUCGAAUACUUCACUUCUAUCUGAAGUUUGUGCUGAUGAUGUCGUUCAGAAGAACGAUGAAAACUCCAGGACCAAACCAUCCAGCUCAGAGAAAAAAACUCCACCAAAAAUCAUUCACCUGAGCUACAAAUCUUCUCCACCAUCUCAAGACUGCUUGUUCUAAGAAACGACGCGUAUUUCAUUAUGAAGAACUGUCUGUUGCGAGCAAGCGAUUGCAACAGUUUUUGCUGUUUUUAAAAUUCAAUCAACAUAUUUCUUUUAUGGUUUAUCAACACUCAGGUCAUUUUGUUUGCACCGUUUAGUAUAUAUUCUACAUGCACUUGGAACUAAUUACAACUAUAGCGCUUUGAUUAUAAUAAUCUUGCUCCUUUCGAUUUCACAAGUUUUAUGGGUCAAUUAAAUUACACAAAUAUGUUAAAAACCAUCUUAAGUUAAAAUGAAGAUUUUCUACUGCUAAAGAACGCAGAUUUUGAUACCAGAAAAAACAUUUAACAAACAUGAUUUUCUGCUGCUAAACUUUGAUCAUCUAGGUGAUAUAGUUCAACAAAAUGUUCAGUCGAUUAGCGCACUUAACCGAUAAAAUACAGUCCACACUGAACUGCAUAAUGAAGAUAUGUUUUAGAAUCAUAUAAGAAAUUGUACAUACAACCAGAGUAUAUAUUGCCAGACUACUAGUAAGCAGCUUGCUACACUUGAUCACCAGGUAAGUAAUAAUGAGGUUAGACGUAGGUUAUUAGGGAAUGAUGGUAAAUCAGUUGAUGAGGUUGUGAAUCUUCAUCGACUGAGAUAGUUGGGCCACGUGUUACGUAUGCCCGAACACCGAUUACCACGACAUGCAAUGCUAACCGCUGUUCGGGAUGGUUGGAAGAAAGUUAAAGGCGACCAAACCAAAACGUGGCAUCAGUGCUUGAAGUCACUAACUUCUAGUCUGAGCCAUGUUGGUAGAUGCAGAUUACUUGGUUGGAGUCCGCGUGACUAUCGUAACCAAUGGUUGGAGAUUCUUGGUGACAUGACUCAGAAUCGAUCACAGUGGUAUAGGUGUAUACACUCUUUGUCUUCCCUUAAACUUUGAGAUUAAAAUUGCUUCAUAUUUUUCUUGCUGUAAUAUAUCCUCAUACACAAUCUUUCUUCUAUAUAUUGAUAUCAUUGAAGUAACUACUUCUAUGAAUUUGUUGUUGAUCUUGUUGUGUUAAUGAUGUAUGGCAACUUGGACCGAUGCAUAUAUGAGCCUGGUCCUACGUUGUAGCUGACUGACUGACUGACAUACACUAAUGUACACAACCUAAAACAAACUAUACUGAGGUUGAUAACUAUUGUAAUAACGGUUUAAUAGCAUUUUUUCAAUCUUGUUGAGCAUCAUGAAAUGUAUUUGAGCAAUAUUUUGAUUAAGGAAUAAAAUAAGUCUUGAAAUAAGAGAAAAUAACUAAUUCGUCUACUGAUUUUAAAUUCUGAAAUAAAUUCCUGUGAGGUUUCUAAUAAUCAAACAGUAAAGAUCAUUUAGCUUACUUGAUGAAUAACGUCUUGAUUCGCUGGUUCUUCGAUAAUGUUCUGUUGCUCUAGAGCAAAUUCGCCUAAUAAUCUUGCUGCUCGGAGCAGGUAAACCUACAGAAAUUAGAUACACGUUUUGUUCAAAAAUGAAUUCCACCGAAAUUCGAAAGAAAUAUUCAACAAAUAAGCAUUUCCACAUUUGUACAAAAAAAAAUCAAAAUUAUGAAGCCAGCAUAGUAUUAAACAGGUACAAGCACAGUUAAACUUUAGUUGCUAAAGGCAGUUAAGUAAACAAAUUUUCUUUACGGAGAUGUCAUUAACUGAAGCUGUGCAAUCACACAAUGGUUCAAUAAAUAUAUUAGUAUAUACAAAAAUAGGGAAGCAUUACCUCAUAUAAUAUUUGGAGAUUUUAAAAAACACCAGAUAGUAGAACGGUCUAAACGUUCUUGAAAAAUAGUACUUAAUUAUUUACUUACGCCUGUUACUCCCAGUGGAGCAUAGGCCGCUGACCAGCAUUCUCCAACUUGUAUCUCCUGGAUGAUGACUUUCGUAAUUCUCCACGUUUGCGACCCAUACAGUCGAAUUAUCUCGACAUUUGUAUUUGGGGUUCUGAUGUUAUUCAGUUGUAGAUAUGCUGCUCUUGCUUUGCCGAUCCGCGUUUUCACAUCCACAUCAGAUCCACUGUGUUCAUCAAUGAUACCGCUCAGAUAUGUAAGCGUUUUUACAUCUUCCAAAGCUUCUCCGUCAAGUGUGAUUCGAUUGGUGCAUGCUGUGUUGUAUCGGAGAAUCUUGCUUUUCCCCUUGUGUAUGUUGACCUACUGCUACUGAGGUUCCUUUCAGAUGCUGACGUCUUCAUGAUCCAGUCGAUCACCAGGAGAAAGAGAAAGGGUAAGAACAAACAAACUUACCUGACACUAGUCGUUACUUCAAACGAGUCUGUCAGCUGUCCCCCAUGCACGAUUUCGCAGUUUAAUCCAUGAUAGGAAUUCCGUAUGAUAUUGAAUAUCAUCUCAGGCACGCUGUAGUGCCGAAGAAGCUUCCAUAGUGUUGUCGUGUCCACGCUAUCAAAUGCUUUCUCGUAGUCAAUGAAGUUGAUGUAGAGUGAUGAAUUUCAUUCAAUUGAUUGUUCCAUACGGAAUCCUUCAUUCUGUUUAAAAAAAAACCGUUUUGAAGACAUUUCCUGAUAUUUAGAUAAGAGUGAUGCCCCUGUAAUUAUCACACUUGCUGAAAUCGCCUUCGGUAUUUUGAUCAGAAGUCCUUCUUUCCAGUCUUUUGGUACUUGUUCCUCAUCCCAAAUCUUAUCGAAGAGAAUGUGGAGUAUCCUUGCAGUUACCGCCACAUCUGCUUUCAGUGCCUCUGCUGGAAUGUUGUCUGGUCCUGCUGCUUUGCCACUCUUGAUUCGUCUGAUGGCCAUGCCGAUUUCUUCAAUUGUUGGUGGGCCAACAUUGAUUGGGAGGUCCGUGUGUGCUGCUUCGAUGUUGG